CCCCGCUGCCGUUCUGGCCCGAGCUAAAUUCUGAAGCACGCCGCCGCGAUCACUGAUCUGAGCCAAACCCUCCGAGCCAAUGCAGACCGUCGCGGUGUUCGUGGCCCUCCUGGGCCUGUCUGCGGUGAGCGUCUCGAACGCCUCCAAGUACAGCCCGGGCACGUGCCACUGCGACUGCUGUGCGCCGGUGGACGGGGGCGAGAAGGAGUGCACCGCUCCCGUGGGCUCGCUCCACAGCCAGACCAAGACCGACGUGUGCCUCGCGGUGUUCUGCACGGAGGGCGACACGCUGGGGGCACAGAAGCAGGCGUUCAGCAACUUCUGCAGCUCCAAGUGCUUCCCGGACACCGCGGUCCCGACCACCUGCCGCCCGAAGGACUGCACGGACCAGGGCGUGAACGUGCACUGCGAGUGAGCGCGCCAGCGACAGUGCCCGGUCGGACGGACCGUGGUGCGAGAAAAGGACGCUUCUGCGGGAGGCCCGCUUUCGCGUGGUGGACAUGAUCGCGUUCGGAUGCAAUGCCUAGGAGGUUGCAUUUAACAUCGGCGUGGCGCUGGUACAGCCGCGGUCGACAGCUGUACUGCUCCGGCUUAAUCUGGCUUAUCCAGUUCCGACUCCGUUCAGAUUCACUUAAUCCUAGGCUGAAUCUGGCUUAGAGACCGAUCUUGCUUGGUAGCCUCUUUUCGUUCCCACGAAGCCCUCCGACGUUGCCUCCUUAAUUCUUGACCCUUCGCGUAUCCCCACCCAGCCUACCAGCUUCCGGCAGGUUGCGUCGCACCACGUUCCGCGACAGCUCAGCCCCCCUGGCUAGCACACGUCGUUAGGACGGUGGGAGCCUGGCGCCCCACUGGCGACUCGCUCCUCGGGCCUCGCGCCUGCCCCCACUCAGAAUGACGGACUCGGUUGCCCAGGUGCUCGUCUUGUCACUGUGUGGGUCGUGCCUCAUGGCAGGCAUCGAAUUCCUCGACAUUUUGUCCAGUGCAUGUGCUCGAGCUUCCCAGGAUGCCCCCCGCCGGCAGUCCCCCCACUGCCUCGCGGCUGCUGUGUGAGUGGGCCGGCCGGCUAGUGCGCCUCUUGUAGCUAAUUCGGCUUGCCCGUUGGCCCGGACACCCUGCCCGCCGCCUGCCUCUUCGCUCGCGGCCGC
Molecule: messenger RNA, 1145 nt
Organism: Prorocentrum cordatum
Lineage: Eukaryota; Dinophyceae; Prorocentrales; Prorocentraceae
Source: the annotation of a GenBank genome assembly